CCCAAGCAGCUGCUGGUAGGUGGAUCCAGUCUCAUCUUCUUGUGCCUCUCCUAUGUUUCUUGAGUAUAGCUGAAUCCCCGCAGAUUGAUCUUCCAGAUACAUCAUACAUGGAUUGUGAGGUCCUGGAGCGUAUACUUGAUGGAAGAGAGAAUCCGAGAAAUCUAUCACUCGCACUUUUGAAGGAUGUCACAGAAAAUUUCUCGGAGGAUCGAGAAAUCGGCCAUGGUGGAUUUGCAACUGUUUAUAAGGCUUAUCCAUGGCUCCGCGCAAACACCACAGACCAGAUAGCCAUAGAAAAAGAAGGAUCAAAAGAAUUUAUUUACGCAGAGGUAAGAGAAAGACUACUCUGCUUUGAGUAUAUCAGCAAUGGAAGCCUGAAAAAUUAUAUUACCGAUGAAUUAAGGGGACUUGAAUGGAACACACGUUAUGAAAUAAUUAGAGGCAUUUGUGAAGGUUUGUACCAUCUGCACCGGGAAAAGCAAAUUUAUCAUAUGGAUAUGAAACCUGACAAUAUACUGCUAGAUAAUGAUAUGGUUCCGAAAAUCACUGAUUUUGGUUUAUCGAGACUAGAUGAAAAGUCACAAACCAUGAGUGAAGACCGCUUCGGAUCAGUAGGAUACUGUGCUCCAGAAUACCUACAGCAGGGAAAGAUGUCAUUCAAAUCAGACAUGUACAGUUUGGGUGUUAUAAUUAUUGAACUAGUGACAGGACAGAAGGCGAUCCCCAACAAUAAUAAUGUACUUAGGAGAUGGAGGCACAGAUGGAAGAAAACAGGGAAGGAAACACCAUUGGUUUACCAACAAGUAGCAAAAUGCCUCGAAAUUGGGUUACUAUGCCAGGAAAUUGAGCCAUCCAAACGGCCUUAUAUAUGGGAUAUGAUACAUGUUAUUAGAGAAACUGAAGGUGCUAAUGGAAAAAUCAGCAAUUCCUAUGAACAUACAUUUGGACAGAUAAGCCCUUACUCGGAAGAUGAUAUGCUUGGAAUUGAGCCACUCCAACUACAUUUUCCUUUUGAGCUUAACAAACAGAUGUCAUGUGCACUUCAGCUAACCAAUGAGAUGGACUGUUACAUUGCCUUCCACGUUGAAAAUACGAGCCCGGUGUCAUACAACACACAGCCACAGAAAGGCAUUAUGCCUCCACGAUCCAAGUGUAAUGUCGAAAUAACAUUGCAACCGCAGGGCCAGGCUCUGAGAGAUCGUGCCAAUGAAUUUGUUGUAUGGAGCACCACAGUGAAUGGUGGCCUUACAGUUGAGGAUAUAACUAUAAACAUGUUCAUUAAAGAGGCAGACAACGUGGUUGAUGAGGUGAAUUUAGAUGUGGUUUUUGACGGUGGUGAGCCACAAGAAGCAAGUAAGAAAACAAGCGAGCCACAAGAAGCAAGUAAGAAAACUAGCGAGAUGGCAGUGGAAGAGCUGCUUGCUGCUGCGGAAGUCUACGUGAGGCUGCUGCUUGCUGCUGCGGUAGUCUAUGUGAGGCUGCUGCUUGCUGCUGCCCCUAUGCUGCUUGUUGGUGCUGCGGCUGUGCUGUUGCUUUCUGUCUUUCACAUUUUAGCCAUGCUGCUGCUGCUGCUUGCUGUUGCUUGUCCUGCCUGA
This is a messenger RNA of Triticum urartu, 1595 nucleotides long. NCBI's taxonomy places the organism in Eukaryota, Viridiplantae, Streptophyta, Magnoliopsida, Poales, Poaceae. The record is from RefSeq and is a predicted model, not a curated record.